AUGAUGGAGCUCAAGAAGUCAGGCCGCCUUGAGCCCUCGGUCAUUCUACCAGUCUCGGCGUUGAAGACCAACACGUCGAGCAGGCUAGUCAUGCUCCUCUUGGAGCUCUCCACCGUGGCGCUGCAGCAAGAGGCCGAGAUGGCAUGCCAGGGCACCAUCCAGUCAGCCUACCUGCCGUCACUCGGCUCCUCUGCCGCAACAGCAGCUGGUGGUGGUGUAGGGAGCGGCUUGCUUGACGACGCGCUUGUCCCCGCAGAUGUCCGACUGGCCGUCAGCGUGACGAGAGCCAAGCAGGCCUGCAGCGACUUCCUGGUCAGUGCAGCCACGGCCUCAAGUGUGUGUGACGCGAUGGAGCAGCGCAGCCUGGCCUUCAAAAGGCGUUACUAUGAGCUACAGGCAGAGAUUCGACAGCAGGAGGUAGCUAGGGCGGAGUUCCCGGAAGGCGGACAGUGUGCUGACCAGCACUCCUCGAGUCCCUUACUGCCUAGCAGCAGCCCCACAACCUCCUCCGGCGCAGCUGCAGCCACAGCCUCUACCUCAGAACCUGCAUCGCAAACGACCAGCGGCGGUGCUGGUGCUGGUGCUGGUCCGAACGCCGGGGACCUAGUAAAUGGUGGAGCGGGGAUGCCCAAUGGAACCGCAGCCUCACAGCAGCAGCAGCAGGCUCUUGAGAAUAGCAGCAGCCGCUGGGGCUUGUCCCUUCUCCCUGGUUCCCGGCCCAACCCAGAUUCUCUGGCAAUGCUGUCGUCGCUAUUGGCGGGCCUACACGAGCACCUCCGUGUGCAUAAGGAGCUCAGCGAGGCGCUCAUGACGGAUGGCGGCGCUGCGGAUGUGGACGGUAUGGAUGCUGCCGCCGCCGGUAGCGGCAGACCGCGCGCUGGUGGCUUCGGCCAGCCGCCGCCACAGCAGGUACUGCAUCCGUAUCAGAUAGACGGAAGGGUUCUGGCGGCGGAUGUGCUGUCAGCUGCGUCAGGCGGGACGGACACCGCGGUGGGACCAACACGUGUUGGCGGCAGUGGCAGCGGUGGGACGGGUCUUGAGCAGCAGUCGCAGAGGCGGCAGCAGAAGAACAUGCUGAUGCCGUAUGGACCAGAUAACAUUGUUAAGGCCUUCAUGUCGUUUGCGUCGCUCCUCAGCUCGCUGGCACCUCACGUGACGCAGUUGGCGAUGGCGGGCGAGAACGCGGGCCCUCCCCCUCUGCUCCAGCCUCCGAGCCAUCCCAGCGGUCAUGCCGCCCAUGUGGCGCACCAGCUGCAGGUCCACGGGAACACAAGUCGCCAGAUUGCGCAGCUGAGUCGGAAGGUCCAGGAGCAGGCAGUGGCGUAUGGUCCGGUGCUUCGGGCGUUACGACUGGAGAGCAGCCGGGGCAUCUCGCAGCGCUCCCUGGACCUCUCCGGGCACGACUGCUGCCUGGAUGACGACGUCCUAGACAUCAUGACUUCCGUCCCUGCCGUCACUACGGCGGGUCAACGCAAACGCGCCUUUCCCGAGCUUGUGCAGCCCCAGGCCCCAAGCCUCAGCCGCCGGUCCGCAAUCAUCGACCGGCCUGGGUGUGGGGUCCCAGACAGUUACUGCUCCGUCGAGCGACGCACCCUCGGUCGUGAUGGGGUCGCCCUGUCCUUCCUCCACAAGUACGGGCAUGAACGCGCUUACAUGGCCAGCGGCAGCAGUGCUUGCCCUAGCGGGGGCGCUGCGGCCCCGGUGGCCAAAACUGCCUUGGCGACCUCAACGACCGCUGCACCGCCGCCGCCUAUGGAUGAUGGGCUGGCCAGGAUACACGCCCGUCUCCGUAGCCUCAACCUCGCAGCGGCCUCGCAGCCAGCAGCGGCGACGGCAGCAGCGGCUGCGUCUGUGGCGACCAAUGCCCCGGCCGCUGGCGGACAGGCGGUGGCGAGCAGCACGGUCAGUCCGCUCCGAGGUGCCUUGUGGCAGCAGCAGCAGCAGGGGCCGCUGGGAUCGUUAGAAGCCGGCAUGUUUAUAAUGCAGCAGCAGCAGCAGGCGAACAGAUUGGGGGAGAACGAUUUCAGAGAGGCGGCGGCAGGAGCUACAGCCGCAUCUAGCCAUAUUGACGCCGACGUAAGCAGCACCGGUGCCGGCCCCGUCUGGCCGUCAAUGCCUUGGUUUGGAGGAACACAUGCAGGCAGCGGUGCUGCUGAUGCAAGCUCCCAAGCGGCGGGCGAGCUGGGGCUGUCCCUCGCAGCAGCCACCAGCGGCGGUGAACUGGCGUCGGGCGAAAGACGGCGGUUCGACUUGUGCAACCUACUGGAUGACGAUGACUAUGACAGCAAGGACGGCGGGCAUGGCCUCUCCGGCAGCCACCAUAGGCUGGUAACUAUGUUCCCUCCUGCCGGGGUUGUGGGCCCCAUGAUGGGCGCAUCCCCUCAGUCUUCGUUGGAAACAAUCCGUCCUUUGGGAGCUGGCGGAGGCGGAACCGGCGCAGCGCACGGCGCUCUUCAUGUAGCGGAUGCGGACGACGAUUUUGGUUUGCUAGCUGCGGAGGGGGAGUUAGUGAGCCAGGCGCUCAUGUUUGGCAGCGCCAUGGCCGCGCCUCCUCCAUCGAACAGCCCACGCGGCGCGGCGGGUUCGGCUGGGGUUCAGGCGGGGUUACUCUUUGGGGGUCCCCUAGCCGAGGUCAGCAGCAGCGGCUGGGGCAGUUGCGGUGGCGGCGUCUCGGCAACGGAUCUCGGGGACAGGGAGAGCGAUGGAGACGGCCGGACGACCGCGGCCACCGCAAAGGUGGCGGUUUCGUACUGUGGGAGCGCCGCCCCACAAUGCGGCGCUGGCCUUGGCUCCAUGAUGCAGGAUACGGACUCUGGAGACGACGUGGUUAUGGCGGAUAAUGACAAGGACAUGGCUCCAGUCGUUAGUCCCUUGGGUUUUGGGGGAAAGGCGUCGGCUUCGUUAUCGAUUAGCUGGCUAGGCGCAGUGGGCGGGGGGCCGGGGGUUGCGCCAGGAGGUGGGCAGGGCCCCAAGGCCAGCAGCCUGUUUGACGCCUUCGGCGUGCUGUUAUCCCCACAGCAGCAGCCGCAGCAGCAUCAAGUGCCGAUCGGCAAUAUCAACGCUUUCGGCCGGCUGCAGCAGCAACAAGCGCAACAGAAUGGGGCCGUGCCAGCGGUGGCUGCGAUGGCUGUGCCGCUGGCACCCCAGCAGCCGCAAGCUGCUCCCGCCGUCAUGGGCGGUUUCGGGGCUGAGAUCUUGGCGCUCAAGGCGCGCAUGCAGGCUGCCAUGACCAAACAGUGA
Volvox carteri f. nagariensis is the source of this 3240-nucleotide messenger RNA. RefSeq lists its product as uncharacterized. The transcript has 10 exons. Bases 1 to 3240 code for a protein of 1079 amino acids. The record is from RefSeq and is a predicted model, not a curated record. NCBI's taxonomy places the organism in Eukaryota, Viridiplantae, Chlorophyta, Chlorophyceae, Chlamydomonadales, Volvocaceae.